Messenger RNA from Argiope bruennichi, 1899 nucleotides. Its product is annotated as aromatic-L-amino-acid decarboxylase-like. NCBI's taxonomy places the organism in Eukaryota, Metazoa, Arthropoda, Arachnida, Araneae, Araneidae. The record is from RefSeq and is a predicted model, not a curated record. Gene Ontology annotation, biological process: amino acid metabolic process; serotonin biosynthetic process; catecholamine metabolic process. The transcript has 13 exons. Bases 138 to 1538 code for a protein of 466 amino acids. Gene Ontology annotation, molecular function: aromatic-L-amino-acid decarboxylase activity; pyridoxal phosphate binding.
GUUCUCCAUCUUUCGCCUUCCUCUCCCCACCUCCCUAAUGGUAGCUGGUGUGCGCAUGUCGGGGACCUGACAGAGAGACUGUUUCGCCUCCUCAGUUGAAAAGCAACAGGGUGAAAGUAGGGGAUCUGUCUGCCAAGAUGAAUGCCGAUGAAUUCCGCAAGUGUGGUAAGGAGUUGGUGGAUAUGGUCGCUGACUAUCUGGAAACGAUAAGGACACGACCGGUUGUACCGAAUGUUCAACCCGGAUAUAUCCGGGACCUAAUGCCAGAAGACCCUCCGGAGGAUCCCGAGAAAUGGCAGGAUGUCUUGAAGGACAUUGAGAAAGUUAUCAUGCCUGGGAUGACCCACUGGAAUUCUCCCCAUUUCCAUGCCUAUUUCCCUACGGCCAACUCCUACCCGGCGAUGUGUGCGGAUAUUCUGGGUAGCGCGCUGAGUUGCAUUGGAUUUACCUGGAUGGCCAGCCCUGCUUGCACCGAAUUGGAGAUGAUGAUGAUGGAUUGGAUGGGAAAAGCCCUUGAUUUACCGGAACACUUUCUUUUCGAAUCCGAGGGACCAGGAGGAGGAGUCAUACAGGGAACCGCAAGUGAAGCCACACUGGUUGCUCUCUUAGCCGCCAGAAGUCGAACUUUGAAUUUAAUGGAAGACGCUAAGUUGGAAAAUCUUGUUUCAUACGCUUCUGAUCAAUCUCACUCGUCGGUGGAGAGGGCUGCGCUUCUGGGAGCUGUGGAAAUGCGCCUCCUGCCGGCAGAUGAAAACCUCCAAUUGCGGGGAGAGACGCUGGAGAAGGCCAUCCAGGAAGACAGGAAGAAUGGCAAGAUCCCCUUCUUUGUUGUUGCAACUUUGGGCACAACAAACACGUGUUCCUUCGACGAGUUGGAUGAAAUUGGAGAAGUCUGUGUGAGAGAGAAACUUUGGCUCCACAUUGACGCUGCUUACGCCGGAUCAGCUUUCAUUUGCCCUGAAUUUAGACAUAUCCUUGACGGAGUGGAGUAUGCUGAUAGCUUUAACUUCAAUCCUCAUAAAUGGCUUCUGGUAAAUUUUGAUUGUUCUGCAAUGUGGGUCAAAGAUCAAAAUGAAAUCACCGAAGCAUUCUCCGUUAAUCCUACUUAUCUGAAGCAUGAUAAGGAGGGGGAAAUUCCAGACUACAGACACUGGCAGAUACCUCUGGGUCGACGUUUUCGAUCUCUGAAGUUGUGGUUUGUAUUCCGCAUGUAUGGACUCAAAGGAUUGAGGCAUCAUAUUAAAUCGUUUGUUAGACUCGCCAAAGAGUUCGAACAACUCGUACGGACUGAUGAUAAAUUUGAAAUUGUCGCCCCUGUGGUACUUGGACUCGUCUGCUUCAGACGAAAGGGUUCCAACGCAUUGAGCCAGGAAAUUCUGAAAGAAGUGAACGCCCGUCGGAAAAUCCACAUCACCCCAACAAUGGUACGGGACAAGUACGUCCUGCGAUUUGCCAUCUGCUCCCGUUAUACAUGCCUGGAAGACAUCAACUUCGCCUGGAAAGAGAUCCAGUACGUCUCCUCGAGUGUGAGGGGCUAAGGGACAAUUUGAUGUUCAGUCAUGCUCGAUGUGGGAAAGAGAUUGGUUUAUGGCUUCUUUCUGUUUUGCGGAAAGAGUGCUUUGCCCUGACUUUAUUAUUUUUUUUCUUCUGCUUUCUCUUUAAUUGUAUCAUAGGUAGAGGCAUAUAUGUUGGAGGUGUACUUUCGUUUAUUUUUUAUUUGCUGCUGUUGAUGUUCGUAAAUGCUUUAUAUAUCAUGCAUUCCAAAGAUAAACGAUAUGAUUUGUUUAGUGGUUAUCAGCUGUUUAAAUCUUGAAUGACAGAAAGAAUCAGACAAAUGUUUCUUUUUCAUUAUACAUAUAUAUAUUUCAUUAUGUACUAGGAACUUGUUUGUUUCCUUAA